GCUGUGUAAUCUUCCUUUGUUCAAAACAUCACAGUUUAAUUGUACAUAGCUUGUUAUUACUUGUAUCAGGAAAAAUACACGUAGUAUAAAAUAAUAAAAUUUGGUUGAAGUUACAGCUCAAAUUAGAUAUAUUUUAUAACUGCAUAUUUCCCACAGUAUUAGCCUACAUUUAUCUAACUUGAGACUUAAUUCUCCCUUCAUUCUGACUGUCAUUAAUGGUCUGGCUCUGGAUGGAUAAAUAGAAUUAGCACUCUCAUGUAUGUCCCCCCUUCUAGUGCCAUGAUGCCAGCCAGGGUUCAAAUCCUUACUACAAGAUAUGAUAUGAUUGCAUUGCACUCCAUGUUUGUUUCCUAUUUGCAGUUAAAUGACCCAGAACCAUAACCAAGCCUACACAAUUCUGAAAGAUCUUUAGCUGAUAAUUUUAUCUACAUUUAUUUAGGUUUAAUAUGAACUUUAACUAUGGAAGCAAUCAUAAUCUUAGAGCUGAAGUAACCUUAGGGAUAAUCUCAGCCAGUUUUCGCCAGUCAGAUGAGAAGGCGGUAUCUCAGGUGGUCUGCCCAGCCCACACCCUGGUGGAGACCCAAGGUGGAGCAGAUUCCUGACUCACAUUUGAAGGCCUGCUGGAGUUCCUUUACAAAAGCAGUUAGGAAUCUUAGGAAUCAUGUUGCCUUGUUUCCAGCAUUUAAUCUGUAACCUUUAAAUUGUGAAGCAUUCAGUUCACAAUUUGGAAUUGUGUUUGAUCUUGAUUCUUAUUCCUAUGCGUGGUCAAGCUUUAAAGGUUUAUUCUUAAUCAAGAACAGGAAAAUUCUAAAAUUCAACCAGGACUCCAAUUUGAGUUGGCUUGUGAAAACAUAUCCAUACUAAGUUUAUUAACGUAGUAUGUAAAGUAACAUUUUUAUGCAUUGCUUUUCAGGAAUAGAAGGCUUUUCAGUCCUAGGUGACCAAGCAGUUUCACAAAUAAACCCUCCAGCAAGUUGAAAAAUAAGUAGGUCCAACUCAGAGAAGUGAAGUUGCUCCUAUUGCACAACGAUGUCUAGCUGCUCCAGUGAAGUUGAUGUGGUAAGAACUCGAAUAACUACUUGUGAUGAUGAUAAUGGCAUUCUUUAUGCAUAUCAAUCAAAGCCUGGAUAUGCCAAUGUAAAUCAGCAAAAUGUUCAGGCUGACACAUCUAAUGAAGAGCACCAAAAAACAAUUGUGGAUAUCCUGAGUCAUUGCCAGGUCAUCCAAGAUGCUAUUCAAAACCUGGAUAAGAAGUUUAAUAUCAUUCAUAAAAAGGUUUCAAAAAUUUACCGUUUUCGUACAAAAUUAAUCUGGCAAAAUAGGAAGCCACUUGGAUAUGCAUACAAACAUUAUACUUACCUGCUUUCUCGAAAGGUCAAAUUGCAGAAAAAGAAGAAGGAUGUGUCUCCUCCUGCUUCAUUGUCUUAUACAGGAAGUUAUAGCCCAACUACACCAGUAAGAAGACCAUCAUAUGAUUCCCAGAGCAACAUUGCAGGAACAUAUGGCUCAUCACAGGAUUCCGUGAUGCGUGAUUACAACAUUGAAGAGACGCGCCUUAGCCAGAGUCCAAAAUUCCCUCCUGUCUACACACAGGAAGAUCCACCAUAUUACGCUUCCAAUGAGCCAGUGCAGCGCUCCCCUUGCAUGUCCUCCUUUGGCAAUCAAGGGCCUCACAGCUCCACAUCAGUACCUGGAGCUAUGCUGGAGCAAGGCAAAUCCAGUCUUGCAUAUAACCCUGAGAUGAUGGCUUACCCAGCUUUGCUGGAAAGGGAUUGCCUGGGCCAUGACACCUCAUCUUCCUGCAUCCCAGGCAUCGCCCGUUCAUCAAUUGGAACUGACUCGUGUGUGCUAAAAGAAGACUUCCCUGAUGACCCUUCAAUUUGGACAGUAGAACAAGUGGUCCUGUUUCUACAGCAUUUAGAUCCUGAGCUAUUUGCCCCCCUUGCCAACACCUUCAGGCAACACGACAUUGAUGGGUCAGCUCUGCUACUGCUCCCGAAUGACAUUAUGAUAAAGUAUAUGGGAAUUAAGCUGGGGACAGCUCUGAAGUUGUCCCACUACAUCGAAAAGCUUAAAGCACAAAAAGGCAUUGAGUUUUGAAAAAAAAAAAGUUUGUAUAGAUUUACAUUAGACUUAAUUCUGGAAGACCAAUGCCAUCUCGAUGUAAAAUCAUUCCAUUGCUUUUAGAAAUUUUUGUGUUGUAGAAGGUUCCUCUAAAAUUUUGUUACAUCUAGAAUUGCAGAACUACACUGCAGUUCAUUCUGUUUGUUUAGAAACUGUUUAACACAUUACUAUGAGCAUAAUCAAAUUAGUAAUUGGUUCUUUAUAUCUUUUUAUUAUCAUUGUAUAGUUAAAAAUAUACUUCAUAUGAGAAACACUUUUGAUUUCAGUUGAUGUUUAUAUAUAGAGCCAAAACAGCUAAAUCCCAAAGAGGAAGUAUCAGGGAUUGACAAGUUCUCUAAUAAAAUCCAUGAGAAGUUUUCCUUAGAAGAGAAUUCAAAGAUGCACCUGCAGAUAUCAUCUCUUUCUCAAAUAUUUUGUGUCUGUUAUAACAGUGUUCUGUUCAUGUUCUAUCAGUUUUCUGAAAGGGAAUAGCCAUGUAAUUUAUUUCCCUGUUGCUAUUAUUUCUCUCUAUAUUGUAUUUGUUCAUAUUUAAAGAAAAAAGUAACCUUAUAGGAUUUCAUAAAGUGUUCUUACCAGUUUUUUGAUAAAUUAUAAGAUAGAAUGAAUCCUUUAUGCAAUAGCUCUUAUACUACAAGGUGGUUUGGGUGAAGUAUGGUUUUAUUCUUCUCCAUUAAAUUUACCUGUUAUUUUAAAACUUUAAAAUAUCUUGCCUAAUCUUAGAUAUUUAACUAGCCAUUUAUCACUCACAUUUCUCUCUGAAGUUUACUGUGUCCAAAUUUUUAAAAAUGCAUAUUCAUAUGGAUACGGUUUUAUAUUUAUAUUUUAUUCUAUAUCUGAAGUAUGCACACAAGUGAAUCUUUUUGAAUUUAAAAUGGCACUUUCCACUUCUAUAUAUAGUGAGAUAUUUUUAUUCUGUAAUGAAUAUGCACUUCAUUUGCCAUCACAAGUACCUCUUAGCUCACUCAGGGUUUCCAUAGGAAAGUUCUCUGUCCUGUGUAGUAUAUCUAGUUCAUUUGCUUUCUGAGCCAUUUAUUCUAUUAAACUUUGUAAGGUACAUUAGGUUGGAUUUGUCAUUUUAGACUUUAUUUUAAAAAUUAGAACUUUCAAGUAAAACAUGCUCAUUGUUAUUAUUUUGUUAUUUAUUACAUUGUUAUAUUGUAUUGCAUUUGCUGUAAUAUUUAUAAGCUAUAAGAAUUGGUGCUAACUGUAUUAGUCAUUUGUUGUAAAUGCAAUAAAUGUUUGCCAGGGGCCAGCAUGUA
Molecule: messenger RNA, 3383 nt
Organism: Myotis brandtii (Brandt's bat)
Lineage: Eukaryota; Metazoa; Chordata; Mammalia; Chiroptera; Vespertilionidae
Gene: SCML1
Product: sex comb on midleg-like 1 (Drosophila)
Exons: 7
Coding region: 1030-2100 (356 amino acids)
Molecular function (GO): protein binding
Source: RefSeq, a predicted model, not a curated record